AUGGAGCGCCGCCUUGGCCUGACGUCCACCGGGUGGUUCACGGUCUUGCUGCCAACCAUCGGCCCGAUUAUGAGUGGAGCCCGGAAGGCACCGUCCUUUGACGACGUAGAGAAGAUGCUGCAGUUGUUUGGCAUUGUGUCGGCCUUGAUCCUCAGCGUUGUCGCCGACGCUGCAAGCUACGACUACGAAUUUCCCAGUGACAAGACCAUGCAAGGCAGGGCAUUCACCGCAUUUGGUCUCUGCCUCGUCUCACUAGUCCACGUUCUCGUGACGUACAUCUACCUCGUCACUACAGUGGACCAGGAGCGAGACAAAGACGCUGAGGAGCAAAUGAAGAAAUGGUGGCAGUUUGGCAAAUUCAACCUCUUCCUGCAAGUCUUUUUUAUCGUUUACACACUGGUCGAGUACAUCACCUAUGUCAACAUUACGCACUUUGACGGCUACAAUGACGACGAUUGGCAAAGCGACCCUAUUCUUGCUUUGUACGGAGUUGACAACAACUUUGGACUCUUUUAUGUCAUCCACAUCGAAUACGCCUUCGUUGGUGUUCUUGUUGCCGUGCACCUCUUUGCCCUGCCCGUGAUGCUCUACAACGAUUCGAUUCGCGAUCGGGCGAGUCAGGCCGAGAAAUCGGCGAGGGGCAGCGCGAUCCUCUCCAGCUCAACACUCUAA
Messenger RNA from Emiliania huxleyi CCMP1516, 672 nucleotides. RefSeq lists its product as hypothetical. NCBI's taxonomy places the organism in Eukaryota, Haptophyta, Isochrysidales, Noelaerhabdaceae. The record is from RefSeq and is a predicted model, not a curated record. The transcript has a single exon. The coding region runs from base 1 to 672 and encodes 223 amino acids.